Colletotrichum spaethianum is the source of this 1005-nucleotide messenger RNA. Its product is annotated as putative 4-hydroxy-2-oxoglutarate aldolase, mitochondrial. The transcript has a single exon. NCBI's taxonomy places the organism in Eukaryota, Fungi, Ascomycota, Sordariomycetes, Glomerellales, Glomerellaceae. Gene Ontology annotation, molecular function: 4-hydroxy-tetrahydrodipicolinate synthase activity. The coding region runs from base 1 to 1005 and encodes 334 amino acids. The record is from RefSeq and is a predicted model, not a curated record.
AUGUCUCCUUCAGCAAUCGGUAACUCCCACUGCCACAACGGCAAUGGCAUCGACCAUGCCCCAAGGCCGGCCCUGGCCCCGGGGCUCUAUGUUCCGACGGUAGCUUUCUUCCGUUCCGACGACUCAGUGGACAUUGAGACAACCACCUCCCACGCCAUCCGUCUAGCGAAGGCUGGCGUUGCCGGUCUUGUUACUCAUGGCUCUAACGGUGAAGCCGUGCACCUUGACCACGCCGAAAGACAACUCAUCAACCAAACCACACGAGCAGCACUCGACUUGGUCGGAAAGAGCGACCUCCCUCUACUAGUUGGCUGCGGAGCACAGUCAACAAGAGAAACCAUUCAAUUCUGCCAAGAAGCUGGCGCGUCAGGCGGCAACUACGCUCUAGUUCUUCCACCGGCAUACUAUGGAGGCCUUCUGACUACCGAGCACAUCCUGCAACACUUCCGGGAGGUCGCAGAUGCCAGCCCUAUCCCUAUCCUCAUCUACAACUUCCCAGGCGCAUGCAGUGGUCUGGAUCUCAACUCAGAUACCAUCAUUGCACUCUCAGAACAUGAGAACAUUGUUGGUGUGAAGCUGACCUGCGGUAAUACUGGCAAGCUGGCGCGGAUAGCUGCUGCUACAGUCCCGAAGAAGGGCGACACUGGCCCCCUGUUUCGUACCUUUGGCGGCAGCGUUGACUUCACUCUGCAGACGCUGGUCGUCGGGGGUCAUGGUAUCAUCGGUGGAACUGGGAAUAUUGCGCCUCUUGCUUGUGUAAGGCUCAUGGAGCUGUGGGACAUAGGAAAACUGGAGGAGGCGCGGGAGCUUCAGGCUGUUGUAGCGCGUGGUGAUUGGACGGCGAUCCAAGGUGGAUUUGUCUCAGUCAAGGCGGCGCUUCAAGAGUACUACAACUAUGGGGGUCUUCCGAGAAGGCCUUGCGCCUUAUUGGAAGGCGAGAAGCUCACCAAACAACUCGAAGGGUUUUCUGAACUGGUUGCAGUUGAGACGGCGUUACAGAAAUAG